This is a messenger RNA of Elgaria multicarinata webbii, 688 nucleotides long. It is a transcript of the gene MIX23, whose product is annotated as mitochondrial matrix import factor 23. The coding region runs from base 46 to 480 and encodes 144 amino acids. NCBI's taxonomy places the organism in Eukaryota, Metazoa, Chordata, Lepidosauria, Squamata, Anguidae. The record is from RefSeq and is a predicted model, not a curated record. The transcript is spliced from 5 exons. Gene Ontology annotation, cellular component: mitochondrial intermembrane space; mitochondrion.
UUCUCCGUCCCGCCUUCUGAUUGGCUGCCGUGGAGACUCGCCAAUAUGGCGGCGCCCAGCUCGUAUCUGAAUUGCGAGGACUUCGCUGAAUUUCAGGAGUUGCUCAAGGUGAUGAGAACAAUCGAUGACAGAAUAGUUCAUGAGUUAAACACUACUGUUCCAACAGCUUCUUUUGCAGGAAAAGUUGAUGCUAGUCAAACUUGUAAAGAACUUCAUCAGUCGCUGACAGAGGCUCAUGAAAGUAGAGAGAGUAUGAUCAAAAGAUGUAUUGCCCAAACUUCUAAUGUAGUAAAAACUCUACAAGAAGAGAGAAAGAAGUCUCUGGAAGACAUAGAAUUAUUAAAAAGGCUCAGGAAAGAACAAACAAAGUUGAAAUUAAUGCAGUCAGAGUUGAAUGUUGAAGAAGUGGUAAACGACAGAAGCUGGAAGGUAUUUCAUGAACGCUGCAGAGCUCAUUAUAGGCCUCCAAAGAAUCAAUGAUGCAAAUGAGGGGAAGUCUUCCCUGCAAGUAGAUUUCAAUCAUGCAAAUAAACUGAAGAAGAAAAUGGAGCAAGCUGCACAGGACCUUUUGAAAAGUCAGAUCUGUGGGGUUCAACCAAAUGAAUAAUUUUGCUAAUUAAGAUAAACUAAAUGCUAAUUUGUACAAGAUGUACGGAGAAAAACUUUUUAUUAAAAAAACCAGUUUGAA